AUGUCGGCCGGGUGCGGUGUCCAGGAAGAAGCCGACGAAAGUCGCCGAUUAUUAAACUGUCAAAGCUGUUGCUGGGUGAGCGGCGAACGCGCGCUCCUGCUAGGUUUACAACCAAGUCCCGUCAGCCCUCCCGACCAUCCGUUUUUAACCCCGGCCGAUCACGUUCCUCGUAUGAGCCCUCUUACUUCACUUCUCGUUCUUCAUCUUGCUGUCAGCAACUUCCAUACUGUGUUGGGUUGGGUGGGCGCAGAGAUGAUGUGGUUGAUCGUGUGCUGGGGUCUCAUGGCACUGUUAUGCUAUUUGGCACUGAAUCACCUCGGCACUCGUCCUGCUGAUGAUGCCACAAAAACCACCGUGCACUCAGCAGAAACGACGUCGCCAACCCGAUACGAUGCCUCAAACAGCGAAUGGACGAACGAAGUGUUAGCAUGGGUUUACAACAAUUUUUUAAAAGUACCCGGACCUUUGGAAGCAUGGAUAAAGUCGCUUAAUGACGCCGCCAAGAAAGUGAAUCGACCGACUGAAUGCGAAGUAAUAUUUGAUGGAUUUGGAAAUCAUAUGCAUGUGAAAAAACCUCCCAGGCUCAGUCACAUCCGAGUUGAGCACGGACCACGUGAACAUUUGACCCUUCGGACAAACAUUCACCUUCCAUGCGUUUGCCUUAGAGUCGUUUCAUCUCAGCGAACGCCUGAGAGGCUUUUGGUCAGCAACUUCGACGCAAAUAUCGUCGAUCUGCGUGGAGAGGUGGAAUGCCGUUUUGCAUGCAUAGCCAAUCAACUUUUUCUAAUGGGAUGCUUCAAUGGAAGGCCGGAAAUGGAUAUAGAAUUAACAAACACAGAUUCUAAUGCCCAAACACAAGUCUCCCUCGGACUAGUCGAGGAAAAAAUUCGGCGUUGUUUAUUGUCGGCCGUCACAAAUAUCAAUCUUUCGGAAGCGUUGCCACCAAAUCCGGAUGAUUGGCGAAUGGAAGACCACCACAUGAUGGACACAUUUCACGAAAGGGUUUAUCACGACCAGAAUCAUUCACCCGUCAUCUCUACUACACCCACAACUCCUUCACCCAAACCUAUGAUGGAUCCAAGCCGGCUGUCCGGAGAGGUGCCAGGUGUUCCUAUGCAAGUUCCCGAAAUGUUCAAAAAACUAAAUGAAUCUCAUUUGAUAUCGCCAAUGACGAAUAACAACGCUCCAGCAAACAAACUGCGUGUUAAAGUGAUAAAAGCCAAUCAUCUUGGAAGGGGUGCAGCAAAUAUCGAUGUCCACCAACCAUAUGUUGUGAUUGAAAUGGAUGAACCAGCACAGAAAUUCACAACGACAAAGGGAAUAAACGCGUGCCCUUAUUGGGAGGAAACAUACGACUUCGACUUGACUCCAGCGUCGGAAGAGAUUCUGUUCGAAGUCUAUGAUGCAGGGACGAAGGUCACGUCGGAUGACGACAAACACUUCCUCGGACUUGCCAUAGUGAACUUCGAAGAAAUUAGAAAAAGUGGCGAAAAUCUGCAUAAUUUAAAGUUGCAAGGAAGACCUUACAGAAAAGACGAUGUGGCUGGAGAACUUACUGUACAGUUUGAUUUCUACUACGAUCCUAAAACACUAACAGCUGGUAAAGUUGUUGAUUCGGUGAAAAUUCGACACAGCAAUGGAAGCGAAUUCCGCGAAACGGUCACAACGCAAAGAAGAGCAAUUUACGACCCUCAUGAUAACUACGAGAAUACCGAAAUAAUGCCGAGAAAAACCACAACAGUAGUUGUAAAAACAGUGGCGCAACAGUUGAAAGAAAAGCCCGCCAUUCAAUCUGUUCAUGGAUCGAUGGAAAAUGCUGUCGAUCCUCAUAUACAGCAAAUGCUCGACCAACAAUUUCAGAAUGACCCAACCAUGGAGCAACUCAGGGAGAACCUCCAAAGAGUUGUAGAUAGUACCCCUCCAGCAACGACAACUCGUGUCGUUGAAAGCGCAGCCCAUCCACGAUCAAUACCUUCUACGGAACCAUUAGACGAGAGGAGAGGUCGCGACCGCGAGAAGAAGCCGAUCCCACCGAAAAGAGAGCGAUCUUUUUUUGGCGAACUGCGAGAUCGGCUUAGUGGGCGUCGAAAAAGCCAAACACAGAGAUCACGAUCAAUGGAUGUCGAUGGGCCUGAGAUUGAGGAAGCAGUUAGCCUCCCGCCAAGUCGUGAUCCAAGUAGGACGAGAUAUGCAGCUUCAACGGGAGGCGAACGGUAUAAUGAAACUCAGUCCGUUGGAGGAAGGUCGGGUGAAUCUAGCAAGAGUUUAUACCAACACAGCACUCUGGUUCUUGAAUUAGAGCAUGAAAAACAAUUAAAGUAUUUCCUGAUUCCUCCUUCAAUGUUGAACGAGCCAGCAGCAGCAAAACUGAUGCGACGAGGCAAAAAGCUGCACAUCUACAACGAACACACUUUUGUGGCUGUAAAAAUCCGAGGCGGUGUAAAUUGCAACGUCUGCCAACAACGGAUAAAAUCCAGUUUCUCAAAGCAAGCAUAUCAAUGUCGAGAUUGCAAACUCGUAUGUCAUAAAUCCUGUCAUUACAAAACUGACGCAUUUUGCACCCAGAGCAAUGUUUCUAAACUUCAAAUAGCCAAAGACGUCGACUGGGCGCACUUUUUAAGUCAUUAUCAACUCGAGGAAUUCAUUUCGUUCGAUGGUGUCUGA
Necator americanus (New World hookworm) is the source of this 2664-nucleotide messenger RNA. RefSeq lists its product as uncharacterized. The coding region runs from base 1 to 2664 and encodes 887 amino acids. The record is from RefSeq and is a predicted model, not a curated record. The transcript is spliced from 24 exons. Lineage: Eukaryota; Metazoa; Nematoda; Chromadorea; Rhabditida; Ancylostomatidae.